Lachancea meyersii CBS 8951 is the source of this 1173-nucleotide messenger RNA. Lineage: Eukaryota; Fungi; Ascomycota; Saccharomycetes; Saccharomycetales; Saccharomycetaceae. The record is from the annotation of a GenBank genome assembly.
AUGAGCGAUACAGACAAACCUACCAAUCUCCUUUUGGACUCGGUGUGGCCGUCUAUCGAUGUCAAGGGCACUGGCUACAUCUACGGCAAGGACUUCCCUUUGGCGGUUUCAAAGAUGGAAGAACUACUCAGUAAGGGACAGGGCAUUUCUGAAAGAACUUCACUGGUGUCCAAAACAGGCCAAGAGAUUCUUAAAAAGUUCAGCAGCGACCAAGAGUUCUUCAAGGUGUACAAGGAGGAUUUUGCAGAGCUUUUCAAUGGGCUUCUAGGCACAAGUUUCAAAACAGCUGUCCAAACGUGCACGGAGGAUAAAUCCCUGGAUUUUAUAAGAGCAGCGCGCGAAAUGGCUAGUUUUCACGAAAAUGAGGACACUCCGGUCGACUCGGAGACGAUACGAAGCGAAGUGGUCGGUUUAAAGGCCCAAAUCGACGAACUACGGCGGCAAAACUUGGAAAAAGAUCGAACUAUCGCCGCCAAAGAUGCUAUACUGUUCGAUUUGCAAAGCACGGGAGCUUCCGCUCCAGGAAGUCCGAUCACGGAACGCGGCCUGCGGAACCUGCGAACGCGAAUCGCAAAUCUAACCGAAGACCUGCAAGGCAAAGACGACGUCAUCCGAGACAAGGAUCGCGAGCUAUUGUCCUUGACCAAGAAGGUCGGGGAGUACCGAGAUAAAUACCAGUUUUUGGAGCGCGAGUUUCAGUUCUACAAGGACCACGGCGAGCUCCAAAAGCCGGAGUCCACGAAAGAGGCCACCAAACACGAAUUCAUAAUCUCGGAACUCAGACGUAAAAUCAAUGACCAAGGCGACAUGAUCAACGCGAUGCGAGCGCAAGUUGGGUCCAAGCAGAUUUUUCUGCCAACCACGUCGAAAACCGGUCCGGAAUCCAGUAUACUGGACGCCAUACCUGUGCGUAAAACACUAAAAUGGAUUGCAGUAGUAGUUAUGGUGGUCUUGGGGGCAAACAUCUUUUUGUUUUUCGUUGCUUCCAUGAAAUCAGCUUUCGGGACCGACUCCAGUUCGGCGAUCAACCCUCAAAUCCAACUGGAAUGGUGGGAGCGAAUGCCCGUGUUUAGUAAAAUUGGCUGGUUUUUCUCGGAAUAUCUUGAACACGAUUGGGCUUCAACCUCCGACGACGAAAUCAGUUCUAAUUACGAUAAAAUCUUCGGAGUAUGA